UCUAGUAUCCCGUCUAGUAUGGUUCUUCGGACUUCUUCCGCCACACAAAGUGGCAGCACUUACUGAUAUCAUGGCGGACAAAGAUGUAGAUUCUGAAACUGGUGAUAAAGAAGAGUGUGACUGUGGAGAUGCUAAUUCUAAUAAGCGUGGAACAAAACGACCAGUAUCACCGGUUGAAAAGGUUCAGUCUGCCAACAACUGGGAGGCUGCUGAUCUGGGUAAUGAAGAUCGUAAGAACAAGUUUCUUCGACUGAUGGGAUCAGGAAAGAAAGAUCAUGCAGGCAAGUUGCAUAUUCAACCGAUUCCUGCCACAGAGGCACAUUUGCGAACCCAAGAGGAACAAGCAAAGCUAGAAGCUGAGCUGGAGCAACAGUUUGAAGAAGGUAGAGAACACAGAGUUUUGGAGAGGAAGACACAUUACCACGUUGGACUUGGAUUCCAUGAAAAUGAGAAGUCAAAGGAUGAAACCAUCCCAGAAGGUGAUACCCCAAAGGGCAAAGAUGUUGAUCCUCCUGCUGUGACAGAUGAGAGUGAUGCAAAGCCAUCCACAACAGAAAAGACACCAGAAAAAGAUACAAUGGCGAAGCCAACAUUGACAUUUGUGAAAAGUAGUGAAACCUCAUGAUGAAAUUAAUAUGAUUCUCUGUCUGUCUCCACCCCGAGUUUUUGUACAUCUUGAAAUAAGGUAAACAAUAUAUCUGUGAAUAAACUGUGUAGGUCAUUGCCAUUAAUCUUUAAUACCAGCUAAGUUUAUAUUUCUAUAGGAUGGUCAGAUUUACAAUUGUCAUAUCUACCAAUCUCACGUAAGGUAUACAUACAUACAUUCAUUCAUGUGCAACUAUAUGUAGAAUAAACGUUAGUAUGUACAGAUUUAUCUGCAUGAGUGUCGAGUAGAUUGUCACUUGAAAUGAUAUCAUCAUCACAUCAGGUUAGCAACAUGCAUUAAUGAUAUGCACCAUAUGUGAGACAGGAGUUAUUGAAACCAACUUUUGAGUCGUAGAGCUGGUGAAAUUAGUUAUGAUUUAUUUCUACAUUCCUAUCCUAAUAGGAAAAUGUCUAAGUGAAGGCAAAUAGCGGAAGGAACGGUAAUUUAUUGUUAGAUAACUAGCAGAUCUAAUCAUAUAAUGCAAAGUGAAUUUGGCCACUCAUCGGAUCCCCACUGACAGCGAUUGCCACAAAAUUAUAUUACAAGAUAUAGACAUCAGUCGAGAGAUGUCUAGCUGUAGCAGUCUGGUUAUUUCUGUAUGAUACCAAGUUAAGAAGCUAUGUGUAGCAAAACUCCCAUAAUGCAUGGAUGUAUGUACCUUUCUUUUAAUAAAACGUUUAUAUUUAAUUUCUGCUCUA
This is a messenger RNA of Priapulus caudatus, 1344 nucleotides long. Its product is annotated as small acidic protein-like. The transcript has 5 exons. The coding region runs from base 71 to 625 and encodes 184 amino acids. The record is from RefSeq and is a predicted model, not a curated record. NCBI's taxonomy places the organism in Eukaryota, Metazoa, Priapulida, Priapulimorpha, Priapulimorphida, Priapulidae.